AUGCCUUCGUCUACCUCAAUUUCCAAGACUGGACUCAACGAUGACAACGUCAUCUUUGCCGCUAAUGAGGAUGAGGUUCAGCGCCUCGACAAGCAGCACAAAGUGGUCUACUCUGCAAUACCUCAGCUGUUCCUCGCACCCAUAGACCUUGCCGAAGGCUGGUUACGGGUCUUGGACCAAGCUACUGGUAGUGGUAGCUAUCUCCGAGCCGAAGAACUGUUCAAAGCUAACGAAGAGAGCUAUUUCCCAAAAGAGACUCCAAACGACACCUCGUACCAUCACCAGACCAUGAACGAGCCGUGGCCGCUAAAAUGGCAAGGAACGUUCGAUCUAGUGCACUCACGUAUGGCACUUCCGGGCGUCGGUCUCAGCUCACUGGACGAUGCUGUCAUGAACCUAGUCAAAUUGGACUGGGGUGCCGGUCCAGUGCUUCAACAAUUUCAACAGGCCAUGCGGCAGCUUGUGGGCAUGGUCACCAACGGACAGGGCGUGGACAUGAGGGAGGGCCCGACGGCAUUGGUCGAGAAGGCGGGUCUAACGAAAGUGCAACACGCCAUCUUCGCUGUACCAGCAGGAGUCAAGGCAAAGGAGAAUGUGCGUGAGCUUAGCUUGCAAAGUAUGUUUGCGACAGCUUCGUUGGCCACGGUCACGCUCAAGAAACUACAGCCGGUUGAGCUUAAGGCAAACAUCGACUCAUUGUCCGCUAGACUUGUGGGAGAGCUCGGCAAGACAGGCGGAUCUUACAAUCUGUUUGCUCUCUGGGUCCGGAUGCCUGGGUUUUGUUGA
Messenger RNA from Alternaria arborescens, 786 nucleotides. RefSeq lists its product as hypothetical. NCBI's taxonomy places the organism in Eukaryota, Fungi, Ascomycota, Dothideomycetes, Pleosporales, Pleosporaceae. The record is from RefSeq and is a predicted model, not a curated record. Bases 1 to 786 code for a protein of 261 amino acids. The transcript is spliced from 3 exons.